This is a messenger RNA of Rhagoletis zephyria (snowberry fruit fly), 1779 nucleotides long. RefSeq lists its product as uncharacterized. The record is from RefSeq and is a predicted model, not a curated record. Lineage: Eukaryota; Metazoa; Arthropoda; Insecta; Diptera; Tephritidae.
AUGGUUGAUUUAACUUUAAGCUCCUCACCUGAAAAGGUGCGCCAACCGGCUAGUCUUAUUAUGGCGCCGAAACCAGUGCAUCCACGUGCCGUUCGCACGCAUGGCUUCUUCGGCGUUUCAUAUGUGCGCCAACACAUGGUGGUCGACGAUCGUUGGACACCAACUUCGCUGACAGAGCAGUUCAAGGGCAUGGCUGAUUUGUUAUCAAAGCGUUUGGUAUUUAAAAAACUCGAAGCAGCCGCUAACCACAAGCGUUACGUACGCGAGAAUCGCAAUUUGAAGCGUCAAUGUCGCGAUGGCCGCACUAAGCUCUCCAAUGUACUCUAUGGCGACAAUACCAAGAAAAUUAGGAAUUUUCUGAUCAAUCACAAGGAUAUGCAACGUUUGUAUCAGAAAAUGCCCGUAGAGUUGGUGGUGGACAAUAUAAAUCAGCGUACGUUUGUGAUGCGCAAGGAGCGAGAUCGUUUGAAGUUUCGUUUGGAUCAAUUGAAAAAUGUUUAUAAGGAUAAGUUGCUUGAACGCGCUGUCCUAGAGAAUCGCAUCAAGUACGAGAAUGAAUUUGUGUUGGAAGAAGAGCUCAAAUCGCGAGUAUUUCGCAAGAAAAUUGAAAACUCCAAUGUGCGCUUAAAAGCGAUUAAAACCAUAAAUGGCACCUAUAGGAAAAUGAUUCAAGUGCUGCGACACGAUGGCAUCUUCUACGAGCCAAUCUUGCGCUCGCUUAGCCAAGACAUUGAAGAUCAGGCGAAUUUUAUUAAGCAUAUUCUGUACUUGGGCAUGCCAGCGAUUGCGAAAUUUAAGGAACUCAGUGAAGAGUAUAGGCAAAUGGAGGAUAAAUCGCGUAAAAGCAUGCAAUCGAAAUUGCAAAUGAUGUCACAAUAUCGCAAAGAUGCCAAACGAUCGAGUUUACCCAAGCAAACGAUCAAAAGCGGAGAUCCCAUAUCGAAGGCUAAACGUUAUGUACGUGAAACGACAAGCAUGAUGUUCCUCAAGAAUGAGUUGGAAGUAAUUGAGAAUACAAUAAAACAAGUAAAAUUCGCCACGCUCUGUUCGCAAGCCAAAGAAAUCUAUCCGAGAAUAAAAUCUCAAAUGGAAAAUAAUAUCAAGCUGAAUAAGAUGAUCGAAAACGAUAUGCUGGGCCAUCAAACGCUGGAGAUGAAGAUGAAACGCGCUGAAGUAUUAGAGGGCAUAUUGGUGAAUAGCUUGUCAGAGCAGGAAAUAGGUCGUAUGGAGCGUAUACGUGAACUGAAGGAUGCCAUUAAAGCGGAGGAUAAGGAGGAGGAAAAAAUGAUUGCAUAUAUAAAAAAUCGUGCCGAUGCCUAUGUCAUGUUGCGCUUUUCAUUGUGGAAUUUAAAUGAGAUUCUUCGACAUGUCGAUCGCACCGAUAAACUAUCGCGUAUGAAAUAUCCAAAUUCAUAUUUACGCUUGCCUUUGCUGAAAUUUGAGAUGUUGACGAUGCGCGCAUGCGCACCAGAACCGUAUGAGGAGAACAUUGACACUAUUAUGCAUACGGUUAUCCGUAAGGUCCACAAAUUAAUGAGCGCCUACAAGGAGGAUGUGCCAGCUGACGCAUUGAAGCAGUUUGUUAAUAACUAUCAGGAUAUAUUCCUCGAAAACAUGGAAAUUGAAGAUAUUGGCGAUAGUGCAGAAGUGCAGGAACACGACGACGAUGAAGAAGAUAUGCUACAGGAAUCCAAACCAUUGCAUAAUGUACUGAAUCGCAAACAGAUUAAAGCGCAAAGUGCCAAAUUGGUCGAAGAGCUGUCGAAGAAGGAAGAUUAG